Molecule: messenger RNA, 2565 nt
Organism: Pipra filicauda (Wire-tailed manakin)
Lineage: Eukaryota; Metazoa; Chordata; Aves; Passeriformes; Pipridae
Gene: LIMS1
Product: LIM zinc finger domain containing 1
Exons: 10
Coding region: 1-1164 (387 amino acids)
Biological process (GO): positive regulation of substrate adhesion-dependent cell spreading; cell-cell adhesion; cell-cell junction organization
Cellular component (GO): cytoplasm; cell-cell junction; focal adhesion
Source: RefSeq, a predicted model, not a curated record
AUGGACUUCCAGCACAGAGCUCACCCGUACCCCAUCCCAGAGGAUGAAGAGGUUGCAUACAAGGUUGCUCCUGAUGCUCACAACUCUGCAGGAAAUGAAGGAGAGAAACCAGUGUCAAAAUUGCAACGUAGGCACAGUGAAAUAAAACUCUACAAAGAGUUCUGUGACUUCUAUGCAAAAUUCAACAUGGCGAACGCGCUUGCAAAUGCCAUCUGCGAGCGCUGCAGGGGUGGCUUUGCCCCUGCCGAGAAAAUAGUCAACAGCAACGGUGAGCUGUACCACGAGCAGUGCUUCGUCUGUGCCCAGUGCUUUCAGCAGUUCCCUGAAGGGCUCUUCUACGAGUUUGAAGGGAGGAAGUACUGCGAACAUGAUUUUCAAAUGCUUUUUGCCCCUUGCUGCCAUCAAUGUGGUGAGUUCAUUAUUGGUCGUGUUAUUAAAGCCAUGAACAAUAGCUGGCAUCCAGAGUGCUUCUGCUGCGAUAUCUGCCAAGUAGUAUUGGCUGAUAUUGGAUUUGUCAAGAAUGCUGGCAGACAUCUCUGCCGUCCUUGCCAUAACAGGGAGAAAGCCAGAGGCCUGGGAAAGUACAUUUGCCAGAAGUGUCAUGCCAUUAUUGAUGAACAGCCUCUCAUAUUCAAAAAUGACCCUUAUCACCCUGAUCAUUUCAACUGUGCAAACUGCGGGAAGGAACUUACUGCUGAUGCUCGUGAGCUGAAGGGAGAACUCUACUGCUUACCCUGCCAUGACAAAAUGGGUGUCCCCAUCUGUGGGGCAUGUAGAAGACCAAUUGAAGGCCGUGUGGUGAAUGCUAUGGGAAAACAAUGGCAUGUGGAGCAUUUUGUUUGUGCAAAAUGUGAAAAACCAUUCCUGGGUCAUCGUCAUUAUGAGAGAAAGGGCUUGGCGUAUUGUGAAACUCACUACAAUCAGCUAUUUGGUGAUGUUUGUUUCCAUUGCAACCGUGUGAUUGAAGGAGAUGUUGUGUCUGCUCUGAAUAAGGCAUGGUGCGUGAACUGUUUCGCUUGUUCAACUUGCAACACUAAGUUAACACUCAAGAAUAAAUUCGUUGAGUUUGAUAUGAAGCCUGUCUGCAAAAAGUGUUAUGAGAAGUUUCCUCUAGAGCUGAAGAAAAGACUGAAGAAACUAGCUGAAACUUUGGGAAGGAAGUAAAGACUUCAUCUGCUCUCCCUUCCUUUGCAAAAAUCUUAGAGAUAUUACUUGGUGGGGUGAGGUAGGGAACAGGCUGUGGGCUGCUUUGAUGCUGCAGUCAGACAACAAAUGAUGAUGUAUGCCUUCUAUCAAACCAAAAUAUCAUAAGAUUCUCUGUUCUCUUUACAUGUAUGCUUAUUUGUUGAUAAACAGACAAUACUUCCAGACUAAAUUAAAUAGCAGCUCACCUGAAAGGUUUCUGACCAAUAAUGUAGUUGUACUGAUGCAGGAGACCCAUUCUGUACACUAAUCUCUGUGGAAUUUUACAGAGAGAAAAUUUGCUUGUGAGCACCUGUGAAAACAAACUGUGCAAAUGUGCCCAACUUUAGGGGCAUGAAUUGUCAUUUAUGUUAAUGAAAAUAUUAACCUUCAUAUUAAGCAUGCAGAUAAAACUUGUUCAACUCAUGUUGUGAUUUGGGCAAGAAACCAAUGUACUUUGCCUCAUGGAAAAAUUCAUGCUUGGAUUUCAGGCUGAGAAGUUUCGUUAAGGAGCCUUGUUUCAGAUGGUUUGAAAACUAUCAGAUUUCUAAAUAAAGUCACUGUACAAAUUACCUACUUCAGAUAGAUUAUGCUUACAUGAUGAAUGUUUGUACAUCAGGCUUAGCAUGAGAUACCUAUAUAAAAAUGUAUUCCUAUUGCAAGAAAUGAGCAUACUCAGAACUACUUGAAUUUUGCUAUAUUCCACUUAAAAUAACACAUUAACUUUUAUAUAUGCUUUAGCAUUUUAUUUACUUUUUGUGCCUUAUUCUGCUGGACCAUACAUAAGUGUUCCAUUAAACAUAUAUAGUUUUAUUUUUUAUUUCAUAUUUUUAUGCAAAAACUAUAUAGAAGGUAUUUUCAAAAGAUAACAUACUUUGCCUUAAUUAUAAAGGAUGUGAGAAGCAUUUUAUUUCAAAUGUGAACAUCUGAAUUUAAAAUGUAGCUUCUAGACUUCAGUAAUUUUCAGAAAAAUACUGAAAAUGCAUAUUUCAAUUAACUGGCAAUAUUACUUUUACACCUGUGAGUGUAAAUAUGCAAGGUUCGAUCCUGCUAGGAUCUACUUCUUUAGCCAUCCUCAUGGACUGAGCUUACAAAUAAUCAAAAUUCCUUAUAACAUACAUUUAAUUCUUUUAUACUGUUGACUUCUGUCCAUGCAAAUUUGUUUUAUUUUCCCCUUCUUAUAGAAAAUACAGUUACUUAGGACUUCUUGAUGGUACUACAUUAUGAAGUACACAAACUUUUUUUUAACUUUUUUUUAUAUUAGUGAUUUAAACAGAUUUUAUGUAAUUACAUAAUAGGAAGUAAUAUUUUCUUUCCUGUUUAUGAAAAAUAAACAUCUGCUUUCCACUGUCAUCAAUAAAGGUCAUGUUAUUAAACCUUGUA